Messenger RNA from Chlamydomonas reinhardtii, 2240 nucleotides. RefSeq lists its product as uncharacterized. NCBI's taxonomy places the organism in Eukaryota, Viridiplantae, Chlorophyta, Chlorophyceae, Chlamydomonadales, Chlamydomonadaceae. Gene Ontology annotation, molecular function: methylthiotransferase activity; 4 iron, 4 sulfur cluster binding. Gene Ontology annotation, biological process: tRNA methylthiolation. The coding region runs from base 29 to 1738 and encodes 569 amino acids. The record is from RefSeq and is a predicted model, not a curated record. The transcript has 14 exons.
GUAUUACGUGCACCUAAGGUUACAUACAAUGUUUCAGCGUAGCGCCCUACUGCCCGCUGUGGGUGGAGCCCCUCACCUGCGACCUGUGCCCUUCGCGGCGCCUUUCAAGCCAGCCACCGUUGCUACAAGUCAAAAAUGCAAAAUUAAUUACCGAGGCUCGCUCCAAUCGGCACACUCAACAGCGACCGCAGAACUUGCGGGAGGCUUGACGGCGUCCGCAGCGUUGCUGGAGGAAAAUGAGACGGAGGCAUCUACAUACUGCGGGAGCGAGGGCCAGGUACUGGUGCGCCCCGCGCCGGAGGGCAUUGCGCCAAACGGCAAGAAAUACUUCAUACACACCUUCGGCUGCCAGAUGAACAUGGCUGACAGCGAGCGCAUGGCGGGAGUGCUGGAGAGCGUGGGCUAUGUGGGCAGUGAGGACGCGAGCGAGGCGGAUGUGUUGAUCUACAACACCUGCUCCAUUCGCGAGAAGGCGGAGCAGAAGGUGUACAGCGCGCUGGGCAAGCAGGCCAAGCGCAAGCGGGAGCGGGCCGGCGAGCUGAAGAUUGUGGUGGCGGGCUGUGUGGCGCAACAGGAGGGCCAGACGCUCCUGCGGCGCGUGCCGGAGCUGGACAUUGUCAUGGGCCCCCAGUUCGCCAACCGCAUCAACGAGUUGUUGGAUCAGGCCAAUGACGCGCAGGUGUGCGCCACCGAGCAGGUUGCUGUUGAGGAGGACAUCACCACCCCCCGCCGCGAGUCCAACAUCACGGCCUGGGUCAACGUCAUCUACGGCUGCAACGAGAAGUGCACCUACUGCGUGGUGCCGUACACGCGCGGCGCGGAGCAGAGCCGCCGGCCGGAGGACAUCCGGAGGGAGAUGAUGGCGCUGGGUGAGGCCGGCUACAAGGAGGUGACGCUGCUGGGGCAAAACGUGGACGCGUACGGCAGGGACCUGCCCGGUAUGGCCGCGGACGCCUCCGGCCGCCGCGCCUGGACCUUCACUGACCUGCUGCGCUACGUGCACGACGUGCCGGGCAUUGAGCGCAUCCGCUUCGCCACCAGCCACCCGCGCUACUUCACCGACCGACUGGUGCGGGCAUGCUCGGAGCUGCCAAAGCUGUGCGAGUUUUUCCACAUCCCCUUCCAGAGCGGCGACAAUGACAUCCUCAAGGCCAUGAAGCGCGGCUACACAGCGGAGCGAUACAAGGAGAUCAUCAACAACAUUCGCAGGUACAUGCCCGACGCCUCCAUCUCGGGCGACGUGAUCGUGGGCUUCCCCGGCGAGACGGAGGAGCAGUACCAGCGCACCGAGGACCUCGUGCGGGAGAUCGGGUUUGACCGGGUCAACACCGCCGCCUACAGCCCGCGCCCCAACACGCCCGCCGCCGAGUGGGAGAACCAGGUGGCGGACCUGAUUAAGGCCGACCGCCUGAACAGGCUGAACAAGGUGGUCAUGGAGGUGGCCACGGAGAGGGCGCAGCGCUUCCAGGGCCGCACGCUGGAGGUGCUGGUGGAGGGCCCCAACCCCAAGAACCCGGCACAGGCCUUCGGCCGCAUCCGCCACAACAAGCUGGUCUACUUUGACGGCGACGGCAAGACCCUGCGGGGCCAGCUGGUGAUGGUGCGUGUGGACGAGUGCAACGCGUUCUCCAUGUUUGGAGAGAUGGUGGAGGUGGUGGGCGCGCGCGCGGCGCAACCGGGCCAGGGGCAGGUGGUGUCGGAGGCGCAGGCGCAGGCGCAGGUGCUGGCGGCGGUGUAAAUUGAGUGGGUGGGUGUGGGAGGGUGCUGUGGUGCGUGUGAGUGACGGUAUGAGCGUGUGUUUGCGUGUGUGUUUGCAAUGUAUGUUGUGUGAGUGCGGCAGACUGUGCAAGUCUAGCUGUGCUCUUGAGUAUCGGUAUGAUGAUCAGAUGGCAGCAAUGUGGGAAGGGCGACUUGGAAAGCGUAGGAUAACGAGGAGGGCUCUGCACAGGGCGGGCCUUUCGGGGGCGCAGACACGAAAGACGGACAGAGCUGUCCGUGAACGGCAUUUUGGUUGUGCAGACAGGGCUAAGAAGUGCGAACACGCUAAUGGCACGUUCCUGCGCAGGCGCAACGUGUUUCAGAGCAGGAACCAGUAGCCUUCUGUUAGCUGUUGGGGGCAGGUGUGUUUAGCCCAGAGGGUGGACUAGCGGGUGAGCGUAGGCAUGCGAAACAGUGUGGACAGCAAAGGAAGAGCGACGGCGCAACGUGAGGCAGAGCAUGCUGUGUAACACGAAUACAGC